This is a messenger RNA of Cryptotermes secundus, 3127 nucleotides long. Its product is annotated as SAP30-binding protein. Bases 413 to 1213 code for a protein of 266 amino acids. Gene Ontology annotation, cellular component: nucleus. NCBI's taxonomy places the organism in Eukaryota, Metazoa, Arthropoda, Insecta, Blattodea, Kalotermitidae. The transcript has 3 exons. Gene Ontology annotation, biological process: regulation of DNA-templated transcription. The record is from RefSeq and is a predicted model, not a curated record.
UGAUUGCGCCUUUGCACGAAGAAAAACAGGCAGAAGUAGAAGAGAGACUUUGUUGGUAGCAUUGCUAAUGAUGGCUAUCGAUGCGGUUGAAGUAAUUAUUCGCCCGAAACGCUAAUUUCUAGAGCUGGAGAAGUUUGGAUGUGAGUUCUGUGUAGUCUGUUUCCCAGUGUCAAGGUAUUUACGUGGUAGUCGGUGUUUGUAGUAUCGAAUUACCUAGUUUAAACAGUUGUGUAUAAAAUCAUGGCUUCCAUAUUACAAAGUAAAUUGUGAGAAAUGACCCUUUAAUGUAUGGAAGAUCGUAAGCAGGUUUCCAUAUGGUACAAUUGCAAAAGGUGUCUUGGUGUUGAAGCCCUUUUGUCAUUAGAGCUGCAGUCACAUUGGAGGUAGACUGUGAACAGAGUUGUGUUACAAAAUGUCUAGCCAGAGCUUUGCUCUUGCAUCUCUUACUGCCACUUACACAGAUUCUGAAGGUGAAGAGGAUGGUGUUGUGGAUGAUAACGAGAAAUCACCAAAUGAUGAUAGUAGCGCAGAUCCCAAUAUAUCUAAUAUUACAACACCACCAGUUCCUGUAGUGCCUCCACGGUUAGUCUCAUACCAUGAUGAUACGGUUAUUUCAGAUGAUGAAGGAACCCCAGGUGAAGGUGCAGAGCAAGAAAGGCAGAAGUCAGUAGGUAGUGAAGGGGAUCCUUCAGAUGGUGUCCAUCUUCCUCCAGAACCAACAGGCCUUUGUUCAAAUUCGCGUCAAGACAAGAUAAGCCGUUUGUAUGAAAGGGUGCAAUCAAAUGGGUUGGACAUGAAUCAUGUGAUACAGCAGCGCAAAGAUUUCCAUAAUCCAAGCAUUUAUGAGAAAUUGAUUCAGUUUUGUAGUAUAAAUGAAUUUGGGACAAAUUAUCCAGCCCACGCUUAUGACCCUUUACGGUGGGGAAAAGAAUCAUUUUAUGAAGAACUAGCUCGCGUUCAAAAAGCAGAGAUGGAUCGACGUGAGAAGGAACGGAAAGAUAAAACAAAAGUUGAGUUUGUAUCAGGUACAGCUAAGCGACCAGGUAGUGGCUCAGGAGCAGAAGAUGAUGCUAAACGACGGAAGUCAAAGUGGGAUCAGGUUGGAACAAUGGUGGCAGCUAACAUGGCAGGAGGUACACAGGCUGGUCAUAUACUGAAACCAGCUGGACUGCUACAGCAACCAUCAUUAACAACAGGUGUUACAGGGGCAUAGAGUUACAGUGAGGUCUAGUAACCAUGAAAAUGAUUCUCAAAUAAAUAACUCAAUACCUUCGAAGAGAACGCGUCGUCAACCAUACAAAAAAGUUAGUAAGGAUUUUUUAAGGUAACUUCAUUACACCAGUCUAUUCUACCAUCUUGUUGUAACAAAAUCUCAAAUUAUCAGGAACUGGGUAUUCUCCACCAAAAUGUUCAAAGUUUGAGUAACAAAUUAUUUGAAUUUCAAGUGUUACUGGAUUCUUGGUCAAAUAAGCCUACAAUUUUAUGUUUCUCUGAGCAUUGGCUCCAGUAUGAGCAACUUAUGUAUAUUAAUAUUGAUCAGUAUAAAUUGGUUGCUAACUAUUGUAGAAAAGAUGACAAGCAUGGGGGCUCCUGUAUUUUUAUAUUAAAUGAACUCAAGUUCAAGGAGUUUCCCACUGUUACAAAUUUAGGUAGGGAUAAGUUAUUUGAAAUCUCAGCUGUUGAACUUAUUGAUCUUAAAAUUAUUAUUGGUAUGUAUAUAUAGAUCCCCAGUGAGUAAUGUGGACAGUUUUCUCGAAUUGUUACAGACAACUAUAAAUAAGAUUGCAAAAAAGGCAUGUUUCUUGAUUUUAUGUGGAGAUUGGAAUAUUAAUUUAUUGACUGAUACAACUCACCAAAAAGCCUUAGUUAGCCUAUUGUUGUCAAAUGACUUAGUAAAUACUGUACCUUGUCCAACAAGGGUCACUUCUUCCUCUAGUUCAUUAAUAGAUGUCAUGAUAACAAACAAGAUUUUCUAUCCUUCUGUAACAAAUGUGAUGGAAAUGUGGUUUUCUGAUCACUUUGCGGUUGUUAUGGAUGUAACUGUAAAUCUUCCUUCCACUUCAAAUAUUAUAAUAAAAAGAGUCUUUUCUCGGAAUAGUAUAGACAUGUUUAACUGCCAUCUGGCAUCUGAAUCAUGGAAUGAGGUUUACUCCCAAUCUGAUGUUAAUAGGGCAUAUUCUUACUUUUUAUCCAAGUUCACUAUGUAUUUCAAUCGGUUUUUCCCUUUAAAAGAAGUCUCAAGAAAGAAAGGUAAUAAAGUAUGUUGGAUUACUAAAGGUAUAAAAGUUUCUAGACAGAAGCUUCAGUUGCUGCGUUUGUUAAAAAGAAAGCUGAUUUUAUCUGCUUCUGCAUUAAAUUAUAUAAAAAAAUACCAGAGUACCUAUAAAAAGAUCUUAUUCGCUGCUCGAAAACGUGCAAAUGACCGUAUUAUUGCAAAUUCUAGUAAUAGUACAAAGGCCUUAUGGAAUAUAAUAAAGAUAGAAACAGGAAAAGGCUGUAUUUCAAAUCCGACUAUUGCGAUAGAAAUUGGUUCAGUGUUAGUUACAAACCCCCAGCUUCUCUCUUAUCAUUUCAAUGAUCAUUUCGUAGAGAUUGUUGAUAGGAUGUGUACCCAUACAAAGGAUAUUAGACAGGUGUGUGUCCCUGCUAAUAAGAUGUUUGUGGCUCCUAUUACCGAAGAGGAGGUACUAAAUGUUACUGGUAAACUAAAAAAUAAGUAUUCGUCUGGCUUUGAUGAGAUUCUGGUAUCAUUAAUUAAACACUGCAUACAGUUUAUAAAUAAACUGUUAACUUUCAUAUUUAAUCUCUCAUUAAACACAGGUACCUUUCCAAAUCUGAUGAAGAUCGCCAAAGUACGGCCUAUUCUAAAGAAGGGCCGAAUUCAAGAUAUUACUAAUUAUAAUUAGUAAUAUCUAUAUUAUUGGUCUAUAUAUUGGUCUAUAAUUAUAGACCAAUUUCAAUUCUUCCUGCAUUUUCCAAAAUCUUUGAAACUUUAAUACACAAUAGAGUUAUAAGUUUUUUAAAUAAAUAUAAUUUGAUUUCUAGUGCCCAAAAUGGUUUCCGAGCUAAUAAAUCUACCUAUACUGCUAUCCAGUCUUUUCUUGAGGACAUUUUGACAACAUUAGAU